This is a messenger RNA of Ochlerotatus camptorhynchus, 2066 nucleotides long. RefSeq names its product porphobilinogen deaminase-like protein l(3)02640. Gene Ontology annotation, molecular function: hydroxymethylbilane synthase activity. The record is from RefSeq and is a predicted model, not a curated record. The transcript is spliced from 4 exons. Lineage: Eukaryota; Metazoa; Arthropoda; Insecta; Diptera; Culicidae. Bases 371 to 1978 code for a protein of 535 amino acids. Gene Ontology annotation, cellular component: cytoplasm. Gene Ontology annotation, biological process: heme biosynthetic process.
UCGUGUCGUAGACCGAGUCGUAGACUUGUCGUUAUGUAAAAGAAGUUUUUGACGUUCAGAUUUUGUGGAUUUCGUAAGAAUUGUCCUGAUAACAAUAAGAAAAAAGUGCGACCCAUCGCUCGUCAAACUGCAAUAGUACCUAGUACAUUAUCUGAAUAAAUGUAUAUCUUAGAUCAACAGCAUUAGUAAUCAAGGCCAAUCAUAUUCAUCCACAAGAAGAGAGCAUAGAUAUUAGACGGGUGAAGGGAAAGGCUUCUUGUCUAGCAGCAUUUAAGUGAAUCUAUUUGGUUCACACGAGACAACAAACAUCUUAGAUUCCAAUAUUUAACUAUCAGUCAAGUACAGACGUUAUAAUUAACGAGGAGACAUUAUGACUGGCGCGUCUAAGGAAAAAGUAAUUCGUGUUGGCUCUAGAAAAAGUGAGCUGGCGCUGAUUCAGACCAAGCAUGUGAUUGCCUGCUUGCAAAGACUCAAUCCAGGUGUUCAGUAUGAGAUUCAUACGAUGACAACCGUUGGGGAUAGGGUACUCAACAAGUCACUGCCGAAGAUUGGCGAGAAAUCGCUUUUUACAAAAGAUUUAGAAGAUGCCUUGCAAAAUGGAGGUGUGGAUUUUGUCGUUCAUUCAUUGAAGGACCUACCGACCGCUCUGCCGGUUGGAAUGGCCAUUGGGGCCGUUCUCGAACGAGAGGAUCCUCGUGAUGCCUUGGUGCUCAACGAGAAAUACCAGGGCAAAACACUAUCUACGUUACCAAAAGGUGCAGUCAUCGGCACAUCAUCCCUUCGUAGAUCCGCACAACUAGCGAGAUUGCAUCCUCAUUUAGUUGUAUGCGACAUACGAGGAAAUUUAAAUACGCGUCUGGCAAAGUUGGAUGCCAAUGGUUCAAAAUUUGCCGGAAUCAUUCUGGCACAAGCAGGACUCAUGCGAAUGGGGUGGAAGAAACGUAUUGACCAAGUCAUUGAACCGGCGGAGAUGUUGUACGCUGUAGGACAAGGAGCGCUUGCUGUAGAAUGCCGGUCUAAUGAUGAAUAUAUACUGGAUAUGCUAUCGAAGCUUUGUCACGUGGAAACUCAGUGUAAAAUUUUGGUGGAAAGAAGUUUCCUCAAAACGUUGGGAGGCGGGUGCAGUGCACCAGUUGCAGUUUGUACAAAUUUAAAGCGUAAGCACGAUUCUAAAAGCAACAACCUCAACAUCCUAGGUUCCGUAUGGAGUUUGGAUGGCCAAACGGAAAUACGUGCUGACGAUGGGUGCUCUAUUCAAUUAGAAGAUGUCCAACUAGAUAUUGAAAAUGGUAACAGUGUUCCCUCGAAAAGAAGCAAAACGGAAGAUGUUGUAGAUAAUGCACUUCACACGGAGGCAGAACCACAAAUCAAUUCAAUCGACGAUAAGCGAAAGAGUCCUGAGAUAGUGGACGACUCUCAACCAAGCUGCUCUAAAUAUGUAGACAAUCUAAACAUGACCAAGUUCAUGGAUGUCCAUGGCGAAAUGUUCAAAAAGUGUCCUUAUUCGGCUCAGCUACAGAAACUGACGGAAUCGGAUCAAGUUCCAGAGAAAGGUCAAGGAGAUGCUAAGGCAGUAGCAUGUCCCAGUAGUGCUUUCCCUGUGGGAGUUGAUUUCAUGGGAGAUUGUCCGUAUGUUACCACUGAUCAAAAGGUAGACCAAACCACACAGGGUGGUAUUCGCUGUCCCAUUAGUGCACAGUUGACAACUGCAAAGGAAGACCACCCAAUCACCGACAAAUGCCCGUUUCUCGCUCAAGCAAAAGUACUAGACUACAACGAAAAUGUGGAGCGGAAAGCACCGAAAUUAGAAGACAACAGCGAGCUGCUGUUUUGCGGUAUGCAUAGGCAUAAGAAUGUCGAAAAGGGAACUUUUGAGGAGUGCGAGCAGUUGGGUCAGCGUUUGGCACAGGAACUGAUAUCGAAAGGAGCAAUGGAGGUCAUGAAGUGUGCUCAAAAAGAGAUCCACUCGAAAGUCUAGUGCAACGCAAGUGUUUCUGGUUAUCUCUGGUAUAGCGGUAAUUGAUUCCAUGGGGCUAUUUGGUAGAAUUGUUGAUAUUGUUGUUAGU